Messenger RNA from Podarcis lilfordi (Lilford's wall lizard), 11410 nucleotides. The record is from the annotation of a GenBank genome assembly. Lineage: Eukaryota; Metazoa; Chordata; Lepidosauria; Squamata; Lacertidae.
GAGAGAGAGGCAGGCGCCGGUGGGCGGGGCGGCGCAUGCGCCGCCACACAUUCCUCUGGUGCUGCUGAGGGAGGUGAGCAGGGCGAGAGGGUCGCUGGGCGGCGCUGAGGGGGCGGUUGGAGGCCGGCGGGGGUUGGCUGUGGGGAGGAAGGGAGCGGGGGCAGUUCUCGAGGGCGGCGGAGGGAAGGGAUGGAGCGGGUCGCCCGGGGUGCGCCUAGCCGGUUCCUCGCCGUCGCCACUCGGUGCGGCGUCCCGAGGGAGAGCUUUCAGCCCCGGCGCGGUGGGCAGAAGCUCGACAGGAGCAGCUUCGCUUGCCCUUGGAAAGUACGGGGAAGGCGACAGGGGCAGACAGAACCGCAGAACUGGAAGGGGCCUCGAGGGUCAUCUAGCCCAGCCCAGGAGUCUUUCGCCCACCGUGGGGCUCGAACCCACGACCCAGAUAUUAAGAGUCUCAUGCUGUACCAACUGAGCUAUCCCAAGCUAUCGACACUCUAUUGAACCGCUCUGAGACCUCUGGGUAUAGGGCGGUAUAUAAAUUCAAUAAAUAAUAAUACGGUAAUUUGAUAUAUAUCCUCUUCUUUUCCUCGCAGCCCCAAACGACUGCUUUUCCAUGCGAGGGUACAGCUUCCCCCGUUGAGUUUCUGCCUGCUGCUGAGGGGAACAGGUACCCAAUGGUGAUGGGGAAAGGGUAUCUAUAUCUAUAUAGAUAUAGAUAGAUAUAAAAUACACACACGCACAGCCCCUCAGGGCAAAGGCCUGCCCUCUUAUGCUCUGCAAAGCCCCCAUUGUGUGCUGCUGUAUACAAGUCUAUUAUUAUUCUUAUUAUAAGGUGUAAGGGUGAUGAUUAGAUUAGAAGGGAGUAGAGUGACUCAGACUCACAGUGGUGGCUAUGAGAGGUUAAAAUCCCGGCUGAGGGGGAGAAGAUGAGGGAAGGAAGUGCCUGAGGAUGCUCCAUGGAGGUAUAAGAUCUGAGACUAGGCCUUGAAGCAGCCAUGGUGAAGGUUAGGGGGGGUAUUGAUAGGCACUAGGAUAAAGGGCUGUCCAGAUUUGAGCUGAACUGAAGGAUAGAAAUGGAGGCAAUAGAAAGGGGAAGUGGGAUUUUGAAUGUGUUGUCGAAGCAAGGGCAGGAACAAAGCUGGGCUUUGUUGUGUUAGGAUUAAAAUAGGUCAGAAAUCAUACACAGCUGGAACGUUCAUCCUGUCCCUUUAAGAAGAAAGGUAGGGGGCAGGAGUGGAAAGGAGCUCAAAUUGCCUUGCAAAGAAUGCCACAAAGUCAUUACUGAUAAUUGCCCUGCAUAUUCCUAUAUUAGUCAUUAUAACAUAAAAUAAAGCAAGAGCCAGAUUUUGUAGUACUUUUCUACCUUGUUGCCUGAUUUAUGAUUCUUGCAUGCAUUGGAUGAGUGGGUAGUUAUUUACAAGCCUGAGCUAGAAAGGGGAGUUGCAGGAUCUUGGGUUGGGUCAGUGUUGCGCAACUGACCAGUCUUGCUGAAAACAGUGGAUUGAUAACAUAGGCAAGAUGAGACAACUUGAAAAAUGGGCAGUAGUUCAUACUGGAUUAUUACUGGCUAACAUAUGUCUGGACAAUAUAUAAAUAUGAUUCUGAUCAUCUCUUAGUCGCUAAAAUGUGUACUAAGGGUGACUUUACAUGCAACAUUUUAGAUGUAUGGAUGUGAAGGUUAAAACAGUACAUAUAUUUAGGUCAUGUAGGGCUUAUAAGUCAGCUCCACGAAGGUACCCUUGCCAGAGUGAGACUUACCCCUGCGGGCGACCUCACAAAUUCGAUACCAAUAAACAAGGGAGUGCGCCAAGGAUGUAUAUUGGCCCCCUGCCUAUUCAAUCUAUUCAUCAGCGACAUGCGAGCACCCUUAGUCAACUCAUCUCCAAGUACACAUGCGCCUAGACUAGCGGAUUACCGCUGUCCACUCCUUUUAUAUGCGGACGACGCGGUAAUUCUAUCUUAUACACGUGUUGGACUAACCAGAGCUCUGAAGAUCUUUGCCACGUAUUGUCAACUCAACCAAUUAACCAUCAAUCAUGCUAAAUCUAAGAUUCUGAUUUUCGCCAGAAGUCGGAGAUUAUACGAAUGGAAGCUUGGUGGAGCAAAAAUAGAGCAAGUCCUAAAAUUUCAAUACCUAGGAGUUAUUUUUCAAUACAAUUUGGGGUGGAAAGCACAUAUUCAACACCUACUUAAUAAGGCCAAAACUCUGAUAUAUGCGCUCCUCCGAUUUUUCUUUUCGGAUGGAGCUUUGCAUGUUCCCUCGGCCCUAAAGGUGUUCAAGGCAAAAGUGGUUCCCGUGCUUGCUUAUGCUGCCCCGCUCUGGGCCGUGAUGACAGACCUUGCUCCUCUUGAGACUCUGCAAAACCAAUUCCUACGUCGGCUCCUAAUGCUCCCCUGUGCGUAAGCAACGCAGCCAUGCGACUAGAAUUGAAGAUCGCAUCUUUAGAAACUUGCCUGUGGAAGCAAGUCUUCAAUUAUUGGUUAUCAUUGUGGCAUAGAUUACCAGACCAUUACCUUGCCCAAUGCUUAUGGCGAGAUGAAUUCUCCAGCCUUUGGACCAGUAGAAUUCAUGCCAAACUCCUGAGCUAUGGAAUCUCUCCCUUGGAUUCCCUAAAACUAGAUCAAACCACUGCUCAAAGACUGAUCCGCCAAAGACUGGAUGACAUCGAUUUACAGCGAAAUUAUAUGCUGGGGGGAGGUGUUUGUUCGCCCCAGAACAUUGGUAUCACUUUAACUUACUGCGUUCCAUCAUACCUCUCCUCCCUUUCGACUGUUGCCCAUAGGCUGGCCUUCACCAAAGCGAGGUUUAAUGUUUUCCCUCCAAUGCCCUGAGACAUAGAUUCUCAAAGGGCCAAACCUCCGCCAUGCGCGAAUGUGAUAAGGAGAUGCCGGAGUCGCUUCAGCACAUUAUGUUCACUUGCCCCUUAUUCAAGGUGCCACGGGCAAAUUUGUUGGGAUCAAUCAUACAGAAAUUAGAGGGUACUCCACCAAAAUUCCACCUUGCCCAAAUCUUGCAGGAUAAGGAUACCCAUACGACCCUGAAAGUGGCUAGGUUCCUGGUCGCUGUCCUUACUCAAAAGCGUUGCCAAGGAGCACCACAAGCUAAUUAAGGCGUAGUAUGCCAUUCCAUCUUAUAGUAGUUUAUUGUUAUAGUAGUGUUUUAGUGGCUGUUUUUUCCCAUGUGCACAGGUUGUUAUUUAUGUCUUGUUUUUAUCUGUAUGGGCCUACGGCCGUAAUAAAUUAUUAUUAUUAUUAUUAUUAUUAUAGGUCAUGUAGUAUAAAGUACUCUUCUUAGAAUAAUGCAGAUUUGGCUGCCCUCUUCUCCCCAGCCCAUAUCCCUUGCUAAAUUGUGUGCAUAGUGGCAAGCCUGUAUUUGGUAUUAUGUAUAGUGUGAUAGUUCCUUCCUUCCACUCUUAAUGUAAGAUUUAGGGCAGGAGUGGGCAGCCUUUGGCCUACUCUCAGACAUUGCUGGACUCUAGUUCCCUUCAUCCCCAGCCUAUAUGGCCCAAUGGUCAGGAAUACUGGGAGUUGCAGUGUACCUGUAGCUGGAGGGCCAUGCGUUGCCAACCCCUGAUUUUAUGCAUGCAACAUUGUGAUACUAACCUCUGUAUAGUUCCACUUUCCUGUUCCCUAUUGCUACUGCCUGCAAAGUUUAAGCACAGGUGUAACUUAGUCUCCUAACUAACAUGGGUAAGUUUGUUUUUCAGCUUGGGCUUCAAACAUCUCUCCUACAGGUAUUGCAGUGCUUGGUCUGGUGAAACACUAAUUUAUUUUGCUUCCACCACAUUCUCCAGCUUUACCCUUUUGUAACUGCUGCAGCUUGAACUCUCUCAUGGUGGCUGAGAAAAGGGCAUGCCAAAAAGUUCUCCAUUACAGAGCUGUGAUCAUGGAGUUUGUCCAUAGUCUCAUCCAGUGUUCAGGUAUUAUUUUGAAUAAAUUCUGUACCCAGUUUCACAAUCACUGCAGUACACUUUGGAUGUAACAUUCAGAAAGUAUCUUCCCGGUUUGUGACAAGAACUGGGCAAAGUGAAUGUGUUUAGCAAGAAGUAGUAAACUAAUUAGAAAUCACUAGUUAAUUAACAAGCAACAUUAAUUAUGACUCAUACGUUUAUUGCCUUUGUUGCUAGUGCUGCAAAACUAGCCUGGAACGCCAUGUGCUCAUUUCACCUUUCCCAGAACAGCAAGGGCUGCAAAGUUAUAUUUGUCUUUUUGAAGAUAUUUUUAUGAAAAACAAAAAAGAACACACAGCCGCAUGCAUUGAGGUCUUUCUUCUGGACCCAGGGCAGGCUUCAGGGUGCAAGGAAGAAGCAAGAAUGAAGAAAGCCUAUAUCAAAGCAGAUGUGGCAGAUGAGAUGGAAUAAUAGCUAGAACAGAUACUAGCUGUGAGCUUUGAAAAUGUAGGCAAGCAGAAGGGCAGAGGAGAGGUACUGUGCAUAAAAAUGAGUGCUAUAAGAAAUGCAGGUUUCAACUAGGACACUGGUUGACGUAAUAUGCACAGAUUUAGCUUUGUAUGGAACAGUGAACCAGAAAAAUGUGUUUACAGAGAUUCUUAUUUGGCUCUUAGAUUUCUGUGCUGUUCUGUGAUCUUUCUGCUCAUUUAAGGAAACACAUUUUUAGUACUGAUAAGUCCUCUCAUUAAGCUUUCUCUGAUAAUUACAGAAUGACUGAAGAUUUAACAGACAAUGGACCGAAUGUAUCCUGAUGGCAUUUUGUGCAUGGAGACAUGUUGCUUGCUAUGGCAUCUGAGACUGAAAAGGCCCAUGCUCUUCUCCAGUCAUUCAGCACAGCUUCUGUAAUUUCAAGCCUAGGAUUGGGGUUUUUCUGCUUUGUAGCAGAUAGACUUCUGCAGUUUGCUGUCAUUCAGCAGAAUGACUGGCUGCGAGCACUCUCUGAUAACACUGUGCAUGGUGUUGUGGGAUUUUGGUCUUGGGCAAUAGUGAUAGGACUCAAGAAGAAAAGUGACUUUACAGAAGUCAUUUUAGCUGGCUUUCUUUCAUCAGUCAUUGAUGUGGACCACUUUGUUCUAGCUGGAUCUCUUUCAUUACAGGUAAGCAAAACCACAGUUUAAUUACCUGCAUUUAAACAAAAACAUAUAUGCAUAAUUUGAACCAAAACCAUUGGAACUAUUUUUAAUGUUAAUUUCAUGUUAAAAUUUUCCCUUUGAUUACUUGGUUGCGCUCAGGUUUGAAGGGAAGACUUCAGUGCAAGCCAUCCUGAUGUGUCAUCCCUCUUCUCUUAUAUGUUUUGGAUUUGAUGGGGGUGGGAGUUGGAUAGCUUUUUAUGCUGAUUAGUGUCCAGAGCUAGGAGAUAAUUUGCAUUUAAUUUAGGGCGAAACUGUUGGCGGUAAGGAAAAAUGGUUUAAAGGAAGAAUUCCCUGGAUGCCAAGGUCCAGGUUUGGUUAAAAUACUCUUUAGUGAGAUAACCCUAGCAGAGAUUUAAAAUAUGCAUCAAAGUAAAGCAUGGAAAUAAUAGGCUGUUAGACCUUUAAUAUUUGCCCUUCUAAAAUCCUUCCCCCAGCGUAGGGAAAGACCACACAUUUAGUAAGUUAAAAAUUGUUUACUUACAAACUCUCCAAAUGUCAGGUUCAGGGGCUUUUCUGUACAGCAUUCAGUAAAAGUUGCACAGGCUGUAAGACUCGGGCCUAGUGGUGAAAGUUCCUAAAUUCCUUUGCCACAGUGACUUGGAUUCACUAUGCAGGUGUAAAUUAUCCACCAGGAUAAAGAGGUUUGGUUGUGAUGCUAGCCUUGUCCAACCAGUGUAUCUGUAAUUUGGAACUGCUUCAGAUCAGAAAUAUUAAGCAUAACAUAUUUGAGUGUGCCAGUUUAAUAUUUAUAGAAUGCAUUGGAGGACCACACUGAAACUGCUUUUCUAUACCUUUUCCCAGUAGGUGGCACACUUCACAAGAAGUUCAUGUGCCAUGUGCAUGUAGGAUUCUUAUUUUCAAACUUUUUAUUUUGCUUCCCUCCCCAACUGGCAUUUGUCUUAACUAAUAUGAUAGAAUUGUUUUAUUUUUAAUUGGUUUUCACUUUUAUUGUUUAUUUAAAGCAUUUUUCUCCUGCUCUUCAGCAGAAAAACACUCCCAGUAUGGCUUACAAAUGUCUGAUAACAUUUACUUUUACUGUAUUAUGACAUUUACCUUUACUAUAAUAUGCCAUGUGUAUUAGUUCCAUGCACUAAGUGCUUGAGCAUCCUCAAGACCGUAUCUGAAUGUUUUUGUUUGGUUUGGAUGAAUUAAUCAAAUGACUGAAAAGUAAAAUGUAGCAUAAAAAGUAAACUAUUCUCAUACAUUUUCAAACAGUUUUAUCAUUUAUAUUCCAUUUUUCCGACUCACAUAUGAGUUGCCCAUGGCAGCUUACAACUGCCAUCAACUAAGAACACAAUAGUUUUAAAAAGAUAAUAAGCAACAUAGCUUCAUUAGUUCCUUUAACCUUAAGAAUUGCUUUGCUGAACAGAGGCAAAUAUCCACAUAGUUUAGACUCCAGUCUCUAUUGGUGGUCGGAAAACAUUCCAUGGCUCACAGUGAGAAGGCAACAAACAGAAUGGAAUAUAUUAAACCAACACAUAGAAUAACAGAGGACACACAAAGCAUGAAAUAUACAGUAUCUGAUCAUGGAGUCCUUUCUGGGAUAUGUGUUGAUUUCUCUCAAAAUGGAGAUAAAUGAAGAAGAUUAUAGCUGUCAAGAUUCACAUAAACUGUUCCUUGUAAAUCUGGCUGCCACUGUACACUGUGCUUUUCUUUCCCAUAGGCUGCCCUGACUCUCCCACGAAGACCAUUCCUUCACUGUUCUACUGUGAUCCCUCUUGUGUGUUUGACAUUAAAGUUUAUUAUGCACCUUUUCAAGCUGAAGGAUUCCUGGUGCUUUCUUCCCUGGAUGCUGUUUAUCUCUUGGACUUCGCAUCACGUUCGAGAUGGAAUUCGUCAUGGCCUGUGGAUCUGCCCAUUUGGAAAGACUGCGCCCUUGCCUUACUGGCUUUAUGUGGCAAUCACGGCAUCGUUACCUCAUCUCUGUUCUUUUAUUAUGUAUUUAACAGGAACAAGAGAACUGAUGGCAACCAAACAUGGGAUGCGCAUUGAUGUCUAAUGAUAAUCUAGAAUGGUAGUGUUUGCAUCACUGAAGUAAUUGCCUCAUGUUUUCUGAGUUAGGUCUAAAGUUGAUUCUCUGAAACCACUGCUGCACAAGGUAAUGAACAUGCCCAAGCAAUCUCAUUAGCGUCUCCUGCACAUUUUUUUUAUUCCAAAAUCACUUAAGUAUUUUGUAAAGUAUCAGUAAUAGCAGCUAUUCACUUCCAUGUCCCUCCCUUUGCCAGUCUCACAUUUUGGGGGGAUAUAUUGCUUAAAGAAAUCUUAUCUGUGUUCAUUUUUAGGUGUUCACUUAAAAAAUGGUAAUGUGUGAGUUGGCCAGCACAAGUGUAAGCAGGGCAAUUGUGUUGAACAGACAGGUUUGUGGGCAAUGUUGUGAUUUCCUAAGUCUGCCAGCAAAUUCCUUUAUGCCUUAAUGUGAACAGCAUGCCAUAAUAUAUUUUUUUGUGGGGGGAGUAUGGUUUUGCAUGCAGCUUUUUUGGUUAGUGCUACCCUGAAAGAAACAAAAUGCUGCUAAGGCUGCUAAGGCACAGUUUGUAUAUAUUUUAUAUCACCACAAUCCAUUUGGGUGAGUUAAAUCAUAGCCUCUUCAAGUCUAAUUUUAUAUGUGUUUUAUAAACAUAGGACACCAAAUGUUAUCAGUUGAAAUCCUCUACCUUAAAAUGGUCUGGGCUCUUGUCCUUCCUAGCUAGGUUCCAGGAUAAGUUCAACUUUAGCUAGAUUCCCGAAGGUCAGUGUUUCUGAAAUGCUUUAAUUUGUUGUCUUAUUUUAUUAUAUUUAUUUUAGUGAACGACAGCACCUCUUUGCUUUGUUAACUUGUACUGUAAUAGCAUUGUGUUUUGUUUACUACAUACCCGUUCAUUGUAAGUUAAGAGACUUUAAGCAGCUGGCUUAGGUUGCAAUCCUAGGCCUGGAGAGAGACUCAGUGAGCUAAGUGGGACUUACUACUAAGUACAAAUUCAUAGGAUUGCACUGAAGUAGCCCUUGUGGGGGCCUUUUUCUUAAUGAGUUUAGGGACUACUGGUAAAUGUGUAGUGUAGAACACUCUUGCAAACUUUGCAUGUAUGAAAGUGCAGGUUUGAUUUCAAAGAAGUUCUCCAUAUUAAUAGCACCACAAAUAAAACUGUGGAGUGUACAAAACAAAAUAAAGAUUGAAUUGAGAGUCCAGGAAAACUUGGGUAAACAUACAAAUUUGUAAGAGACAUUUUUAAGAGGGUGGAUGUUAUCACCAAGUAACAAUCAGCGCAACCAGCAGGGUUUGCUCAGAAGAUCAUAAAUAAUGACUUGGUCUGUACUGGGGCAGGGAGUAAUUUUUGUUUUAGAUCUUUAAACGUCAACAACAGAAACUUGGAACUAGUUAACACACUUUUGGUUCAUUGCAAAACAUCUUACACCUGGUGUGAACAAAUGUAUUCAGCAGUAGGACAAAUGAACACAGAUAAGAAUUGUUAAGAUUUUCUUAUCCUUUGGGAAUCUCUUCUAUAGAUUUUUAAAAACUCCAUAUACAAACUUAUACCAGGGGACCAGACUUGCCAAUUAACCGUCGUCCUAAAAUUUCAUUGUUUCUUAAAAGUUCUUGAAGAAAGGUCCAGGUUAUUGAAAUUUAACAUAUACUCAGCAAUCAACUCCUCUUAUGACUGAUAUAUCAGCCAUGGUUUCAGGGGUACUCCCUGCAAAUGUUUUCCUGGCAGUCAUUUUCUUACCACUGUUCCACUUACCAGUUAUUUGGAGCAAGCUCUGUACUGGUGCACUCUGACUUAAACGGACUGCUAUGUCACUUGCCUCUGUGAUCUCUACAAUCAUCUACGCAGACAAUCAAGCCUGGGUGAGUACUUUGAUUCCCUGCAUUGGUCAGAGAAUCAUAUUAUAGGGUAAAAUUUAACACAGUUUUAAUCAGAGUAGACCCAUUGAAAUGGCUAAACAUGACUAAGGUCCUUUAAUUUCAUUAGGUCUGCUGUGAGUAUAAUUUAGUUGGAAUACUGCACACAGAUUAUAGUGCAGAUAAUGCAAGGGAACUUACUCUAAUGCUUUAAGCCAUUUUUUUCUGUGUUGAGCAGGAGCCUUAUUUGAAGUUGUUUAGCACAGUGCCAAAAAUCCUAGUUCAAUAUUUUUGUUUUAAUAAAGAGGUAUAUAUAUAUUUUUCCUAAAUGAAGUAUUUUGGGAAUGUGCUGCUUUUCCCAGUAAGGUUAAUUGUCGCUGUGUCAAAUAGAACAGUGUUCAAUUUAGUGACUGAGGUUUUAGAAAGCAAUUAGCCACAAAACACUAAUUACAUGAAAAUUAUUAUAUUUCUCUGAUGGCCUUAAUAAGAAAAUAAUCAGCAACCCCACACAAAAAUCAUACUGUUUUUGUGAGUGUCUUUUUUUAAAAAAAUGCAGUUGUUCUAAAGAUGGAUACAGUUUUCACAUAUAAAUAAAUUACUAUCUACUCAUGUUUGGGUGCCUUAAGGGUUUUUAGUGCACGUCACACAACUUACUGGCAAGCAUUUUGUUCAAGCUUUAGAGCUAAAUUGCUAUAGGAUUCGGUCCUGCAAACAGUGGCACACAAUUCUAGGAAGAUUUAUCUGUUGAUAAAUUGUGUGAUUGCAACCUUAUGGGGAACUUGUGUGUGAUUACAUCUGUGGUUGGCUUCCUGCCUUUGGGAUACAUCUUUGGUUUUUACAAUUUUUGGCAUGUUUUUCUGGAUGGGAGCACAUGGGUUCAAUUGCAUCAGCCCAUGUUUUGUUUGUUUUGCUGUGCAUCAUUUUUAGACAUUGUGUAUUGCUAUGCAGUGGUUGUGUUAUGGAAGCACAGGCAUUCAUCUUCAUAGAAGAAAUAUAUCUGUUUUAUAGAAUUGUGGAGUUGGAAGGGGCCACCAGGGUCAUCUAGUCCAAUCCCCAGCAAUGUGGGAAUAUUUUUGCCCAAUGUGGAGCUCAGACCCACAGCCCUGAGAUUAUGAGUCUCAUGUUCUACUGGCUGAGCUCUCUGGGACACCACCUCCUCAUCCCCCCACUAUCUAUAGUAGGGUUAGGCAAGCCAUUUCAAUUUUAUGGAAGGAGAAGGAAGAUGCUGUACACAACUAUGGGGAGAAAAUUAACAAAAGCAAAACUAUAUGGAAAGACUUUCCCAGAUAUAAUUGUGAUAAGGGAAAUUCUCACCUAUGUGACUUCUGUUUCAAAUUAUGCAGUAACCAUGUAAGUUGCAGAUAAAAGAAUAAAAUCCAUGCAGAUUUGUAGGGGAAAUUAGCCUUGUAGAACUCAGCUUGCUAUGAAUGAUUCUUCUCUCCCCUGAAGAGGCAUGUCUUAAGGAAGCUGGUGAGUAAAGCAGUGUAAAAAUGUAACAUGUUACAAUGUAACAUUUUAAUUGCUUUUGUUUUGAAGUAAGAGUGAGACUGCAAAAAAGUGGCCAAUUUUAGGCCAAUACAGUAGUUACGUGAUUAAUGGAAAAAAGAAAAGUCGACCGGUAUGGUUAUCCCACAGCACAGUUUAUCUACAUUCCUUGCUUGCAUUAGCAUUUUUACAAAACUGUAAUAGUACUAUCUGCAUUUUAUGUUAAAAUAACCUGCUUUUCAACCAAACUUAACUUCCAAAAGCAGCUUACAACAAUUAAAACCAGUCAUAAAGUAUGACCUGAAGCAUAAGGAUCCAUUGGGUGUGUAUAGCAGUCUCUGCGGGGCCAAGUAGAAGAACUAAGUUGGCUAGUUAUGCAAGAAGCACUGUAAGGUUAUCACUUUCUGGUCGCUUAGGGACCAGGCUUAUCAUUUGCAAGACAGAUAGAAAAUAUUCACUUGAAAAUUGCCACUUAACUUGCUUUUAUGACCCAUGCAAUAUAUCAACAGCUCGUAUCAUAUUAAUGAAGGACCAUUCCAUGGAAUUAGUCUAGUAUACAGCAAGCAUGUCACACAAUAACCCUGUGAAGCAGUUACUUGAAUUUCCCCUAAGUAUCUAAAAGUUCAGCUGCUUAAAUGGAGUACUACUAUGAACUUGGUAUGUUCUAAAGGCCAAAUUUGGAACUCUAAAUCCAGUGAUUGUGUUCAAAACUCGUAUUAAGAACAACAGAAGUAUUAAGAAACAACAGCUUUACCUGACUGGGUAUGUGUUUGUUUUUUAACGUGGUACACAGUCCUUUUCACUCCAGCUUCUUGUCACCCAUAGAAUUAUUACCUAGCUGAUUUUCAUUCCUUAAAGCUGCAGGGGGGAGGGGGCUAGAGUGAUGUGUUUCCUUUUAAUACACUGGUAUUGUGUUAUCUUAAAAGUAUUUUGUGUUGUUUCUGGACCACAACUGUGACUACUACUGUCUGACUGUAUCGUUUUCCUAGUUAACACUACUGUGGCAUUAAAAACAUUUGACAAAAGGA